AUGGGCAAGUGGAUGGCAAAUUCGCUGCCUCAGGCCGCAACGGUCUCACCAUCGGGUGCUUGGGGCAAUGGGUAUACGCGCGCCUCCCCCCAGCUGCUGCACUCGUAUGAGAUGAACCUCAAGGGCCCUGGCGACAUCACUCUGCAACAUAUACAGUUCUCCACGCAAUCAUCACGAAGACACGAGCACAGCACUAUCAGUCAGUUAUUGCUAGUGGUACUCGUCAGUGACUCCCUCGCCAUGGCCAUGAUCUCGAGUAUCUCGCUCUAA
Messenger RNA from Trichoderma aggressivum f. europaeum, 270 nucleotides. RefSeq lists its product as uncharacterized. The transcript has a single exon. The record is from RefSeq and is a predicted model, not a curated record. Lineage: Eukaryota; Fungi; Ascomycota; Sordariomycetes; Hypocreales; Hypocreaceae. Bases 1 to 270 code for a protein of 89 amino acids.